Messenger RNA from Chelonia mydas (Green sea turtle), 1742 nucleotides. RefSeq lists its product as uncharacterized. The coding region runs from base 205 to 792 and encodes 195 amino acids. Lineage: Eukaryota; Metazoa; Chordata; Testudines; Cheloniidae. The record is from RefSeq and is a predicted model, not a curated record. The transcript is spliced from 4 exons.
GGCGCUGACGUCACGGCCCGGGGGGCGGCGCCAGCCUCGAGCCCCGGGAGCGGCCGGGGUCCGCGCGCGACUUGCUGUGGCUUCGCUGGUCCCGGUGCAGCUGAGCUCCCCGCGCCCGCCGCGCACAGUCGGAGCCUCCGCGGGACCCAGCGACCCCCGAGCCGCCCCGGGAGGGUUCAUGCAGCUGCAAGCUCACCGAGCGCCAUGGCCAGACCACUGCAGGAGGGGAGCCGCUCUGAGCCGACAGCCGCCCUGCCCGGGGACCCAGCCUUCCUGCUGGGGGGGCCGGUGGCCGUGCCGCCCGCCGUCUGCCCGGGCAGCCUCGCCCUGCCACCCCGGCUGAACUGCGGCCUCUGCCCCGACGGCCCCACUCCCUGCUCGCUCUACCGCUGUGUCCGGGGGCCGGAGCCCCCCAGGAGCCGCAGCGCCGGCCGCGGUGCCCGGCGCUGGGACGCCCCCGAAGCUGGCAGGACCAGGGGCAGCAGGGCACAUGGAGAGCUCCAGCCCAUCCAGGAUGAGGGGCCCAACAGAGAGCAGCCCCCCAUAGAGCCAGCCCCAGAGGGCGCCGUGUCCAACGGCCGCCUCCCCAGGGAGCCCCUGGACCCGGAGCAUGCGCUGGGGGCCCAGCUGCGGCGCAUGGGAGACGCCUUCCACCAGGCCCACGAGAGGCAGUGGCGGGAGCGGCAGCGACAAGGUGCCCUCUGGGCCCGUUUCUACCACUUCAUCUCUCAGCUGCUGGGCGCCCUCUACAACAUGCCCGUGGACGUGAUGGCCGAGCUGCAGCCCAACUAGCCCGCCCAGGGGCCGGAGCCGUGGGGGGAGACCAGCCCCCAGCGCAGACUGCGGAGCCUCUUGGCAAAAUGUAGCAACUUCCAGAGCACAUAACUGGUUCUCGUAACCAAAAAUCCCCCCCCCCCCGGGCAAGCCAUGGCUCCUGCGGGCUGGGCCCCAGGCUGCUGCCCCGACCGCGGGCACUGUCUAUUUAUUUAUUUAUUUCCAAGUACUGACUGGGAGCCCCGCACGGCAGGGAUGUGCCCGCAGGGCCCCAUGAUGGGGAGUGGCCCCUGCAGACGCAGCCCUCGGCUGGUGCUCCAGGGACUCAGCCCCCCCCCACUGUUCCUCUCGGGGAGCGCCACGUAACUGUGGCGGGGGGGCACAUGACAGCCCCAGGCAUUGCCUCUGCCUGCACCCCGACUCCCCUCGGGGCAGCAGGAAGCGCUGGGGCUCCAGCAGCAGGGAAGGCAAACUAUGAAGGGGGGCUCAGCCAGCCGUCCCUCUGCUCCCUCCCUGCCUGCACUGCAGGGCAAGCUGCUGCCUCCUGACCGCUGGGUGUCCUGAGAGAUCUGGGGGAGGGGGACCUGUGACCCCCCAUGCCCCUGCCACAUUGGCUCUGGUGCCACCCCCUCCCCGCGCACAGGUUGCUGGGGGGGGCGCUGCUGCCAGGGCUUCAGGCAUGGCCAGCCCAGAGCUCUGCCUUGCCCCGGGGGUCAGGGCAGGUGAGGCCCUGGCCAAGGUUCACCGCAGGGGGAGCGGUGGGUGCGCUCAGGUGGGCGGGGGAGUCCUGGGGUGGGGGGUGGGGGUGGCAGUCGCACACUGUAAAUAUUGCACCGAGUGGCACACUGUACAGGGGGAGAGGUGCUGUACAUACGGGGACACUGUACAUAGGGGGACGUGCUUGCUGUACAUGACCAGUGGCUUUUUUUUUGUACGUUUCCUUUUCAAUAAAACUGGAUUUAAGCAAA